AUGUUCUUCUUCCUGCUCAACCUGGCCCUCAGCGACCUGGGCUCCAUCUGCACCACUGUCCCCAAAGCCAUGCACAAUUCCCUCUGGCACACCACGACCAUCUCCUACACAGGAUGUGCCACACAGGUCUUUUUCUUUCUGUUUUUCAUUGGAUCAGAAUUUUAUAUGCUGACCAUCAUGUGCUACGACCGCUACGUGUCCAUCUGCAAACCCCUGCACUACGGGACCAUCCUGGGCAGCAGAGCUUGUGCCCACAUGGCAGCAGCUGCCUGGGCCAGUGCCUUUCUCAAUGCUCUGCUGCUCACAGCCAAUACAUUUUCCCUGCCCCUAUGUCAUGGCAAUGUCCUGGGCCAAUUCUUCUGUGAAAUCCCACACAUCCUCAAGCUCUCUUGCUCCAAACCGCACCUCAGGAGUCUGUUGCUUCUCGCGGGUAGUGCCUGUUUAUCACUGUGUUGUUUUGUGUUCAUUGUUUUCUCCUAUGUGCAGAUCUUCAGGGCCGUGCUGAGGAUCCCCUCUGAGCAGGGCCGGCACAAAGCCUUUUCCACCUGCCUCCCACACCUGGCUGUGGUCUCUGUGUUCCUCAGCACUGGCAUAUUUGCCUACCUGAAGCCCCCCUCCAUCUCCUCCCCAUCCCUGGAUCUGGCCCUGUCAGUUCUGUACUCAGUGGUGCCUCCAGCCCUGAACCCCCUCAUCUACAGCCUGAGGAAUCAGGAGCUGAAGGCUGCAGUGUGGAGACUGAUUAAUGGAUGCUUUCAGGAACAUGAAACUGCUGGAGAAUUUCUGCAAACCACUCCUAAUAAAAAUAAUCUUUGA
Passer domesticus (house sparrow) is the source of this 813-nucleotide messenger RNA. Its product is annotated as olfactory receptor 14J1-like. The transcript has a single exon. Gene Ontology annotation, molecular function: olfactory receptor activity; odorant binding; G protein-coupled receptor activity. Lineage: Eukaryota; Metazoa; Chordata; Aves; Passeriformes; Passeridae. Bases 1 to 813 code for a protein of 270 amino acids. Gene Ontology annotation, cellular component: membrane. Gene Ontology annotation, biological process: G protein-coupled receptor signaling pathway. The record is from RefSeq and is a predicted model, not a curated record.